CCAAACCACAAACCAAAUCCUCAAAAAUCAAUCCGCGAACCCCCUGGACACAUGUAUGCCAUAGUCUUAACCCCAUUCCAUAGUAGCAUCUUAUCUUCUGAGUCCUGGGAAGUGCACCCAGAUAAAAUGGAAAUACUCUUUCUGUUGUGCUCUGGGCUCUCCACAUUCUUCACAUCCUUCCUUCUCUCUCUCCUCCUUCCCUUCCGCUCCCUUCUCCGCCGCCGUCCCACCUCCGCCGCCGGAGUCGAACCGGUUUCCCUCUACCAAGGCACCGUCUGGCACGAGCGCCGCCGUCCCCUCCGCCAUUCUUUCCGGUACUCCGCCCGCUAUGCUCUCAUUGACCUCGACCGCGCUCCCCACCCUCCUCCCAACCAUCUCUCCGCCGAUGACUGUCGCUCCCUCGCCCAAACCAACGGUCCAGUUUUCCUACUGACAAUUCCUCCUAGUGUGGGGUACGAUAAUAAUCCAUUGAGCUUGUAUUACUGUUAUGAGGUAGAAGGCUUUACCAAAAUUUUGAAGCAAUGCAUUGCUGAGGUGACUAAUACACCAUGGGGUGAAAGAGUAUCAUUUUUGUUCGAUCCUACUACUGAUCUAGUUGCAAAAUCACUACAUGUUAGUCCAUUCAUGGACAUGCUUGGGAAUUGGAGCAUGAGAACAAAUGCACCUGGGGAUAAUAUAUUUGUAACAAUUUCAGUUCGACAUCCCAAGCUUGGUGAUUAUUUCACAGCUUCCUUAACAGGCAAAAGAAUCUCAUCAUCUGCGGCUGACCAUGCACUGUUCUUCUGGUUAAUGCCCCAUAAAGUUGCACUUGCAAUAUACUGGGAAAUGGUCUGCAAAAAUUGUGUUUGGUUCGUACUGAAAGCAUCCUUGAGAGGCUUGGACCUCAUGUUGCCUGUGGUGCAAACGUCUAUGGGAGGCAAUGGUCUGAGAGAAGCUCUCAAGCUGUGGUGGAAAGGUGUAGCAUUCAUUCAGCAUCCAAGGUAUGCCAAUGUGGGAUAUAGGCAAGAAGCACUGAUACGUGACAUGAAACUUCAAUAUUGCCCGGCAUUUUCACAAGAUAUACAAAACCAUCAACCACUUGAAGGAAGUGAUUCUGAUUUGUUGAAGGACAAGAAUGGGAGGAAUCGUCGGUUCACAUGGAGAGAUGCUAAAUGGCCCUGGUGCUGAAUACAAGCAGUGAACAUGGUGAGCAUUAGGAGACAAUAACAGCUUUGGGAACCAGUUCUCAUGAGACCUCAAUAAGACCAUGUGAAUGUUUAUUGUCAUCUGUCAUGUUAGAACUUCUCAUUAUGCAGAUUGAAUUUAUUCUUUUAGAAUAAUGCUAUACAAACGGAAGAAUUCAUAUAGAAUUUAUGUUGUACAAAAUGAUGUGGCUAAAUAUGUACCUUACGAUUUGUGUGGGGUUGUUUGUGCCUCUUUACCGUAACUAUUUUAUAGAGAUGUUAUGUUCUAGACUAAUGAUUCUAUUUGGGAGACCUUGUCA
Messenger RNA from Camellia sinensis, 1483 nucleotides. RefSeq lists its product as uncharacterized. Lineage: Eukaryota; Viridiplantae; Streptophyta; Magnoliopsida; Ericales; Theaceae. The record is from RefSeq and is a predicted model, not a curated record.